AGAAGUGAUAAAAUGGGUGAACCUAUGCCGGAGAUCAAGUCCAAGCACAGCUUGGUUGCCAAGUAUGUGACUAAACCUAUCUGGGACAAACUGCACCAGGCUGUUACUACAACAGCUGGGUUCACCUUAGCUAAAGCUAUUGCUUGCGCUACGGAGUAUGAUGAUCAGCACUGUGGAAUAUACGCAGGUGACUGGGAUUCCUACAAAAUAUUUGCUGAAGUGUUUGAUCCUAUUAUCCAGGAGUAUCACGGUAUCUCUGGAGAUGUUGUUCAUGAGUCUGACAUGGAUGUUUCCAAAAUAAAGGGAAACAUUGACCCCUCUGCUCCUGUUCAUUCUACCCGUAUCCGGGUUGGACGAAACAUUGAUGGGUUUGGUCUCUCUCCUGGAAUCACCAGGACCCAGAGACUAGAUGUAGAGAACCUUAUGAAGAAAGCCUUUGCUAACCUUACAGGCGAUCUGGCUGGCACCUACUAUCCUCUGACUGGAAUGGAAGAGAAAGUCCGACAACAGCUUGUAGAUGAUCAUUUCCUCUUUGUAUCAGGAGACAAGAACCUUCAAACCUCUGGUAUGGAGAGGGACUGGCCAGAGGGGCGAGGAAUCUUCCAUAAUAAGGAUAAAACCUUCUUGACCUGGGUCAACGAGGAGGACCAGCUGAGGAUCAUCUCUAUGGAGAAGGGCGGAGAUGUCAAAGGGGUGUUCGACAGACUGGCUAGAGGAAUUCAGGCGGUGGGUGAGAGUGUGAAAAAGGAAUCCGGAAAGGAUUUCAUGUUGGAUCCUAAAUAUGGAUUCAUCCAUGCUUGCCCUACUAAUCUUGGAACAGGUAUGCGAGCUAGUGUCCAUGUUGACCUGCCUGGCUAUACUAAGGAAGGAUUGUCUGUACUGAAGGCUAGGUGUGAGGAGUUGAAAGUGCAACCUCGAGGCACCAGGGGGGAAUCCGGGGGACAAACUGGGAUCACUUACGAUAUCUCUAAUAAACACAGGUUGGGAUACAGUGAGGUUGAACUGGUUCAGUGUAUGAUAGACGGAGUUAACUCGCUUGUCAAGGAAGACUUGGAGCUCCAAAAGAAGCACGGAAUCGCUUAGACGAUUUGAUGAUCGUUGAUGAUCUGAUGAUCGUAAAUGAUCGGAUGAUCUGAAAUGAUUUGAUAAAUACAGCAGUCGGGAAUUAGCUUGUUUUUAGUCUUCUUCUUGUUUGAUUUCACAGUUUUAGUAUUGAUUUUUAUCUUCCAAUUAGAGAGCUUGUCAGUAAACUUCUUCCAAGAAAUAUUUUAUACAAAUGAAAGCUCUUUUGAAGUGUGAAAGAUGAAAUAUUUUUUGUGAAUUUUUUACAGUUAAACACACUUAAAAUAGUUAAACUGGUAAGCAAAUCAUAUAUCACAAUCCCAUUUGAAAUCCAGGAACUAGAAUUUUCUGAAUCUUAUCAAUCAAUGCAUUUAUACCACAUAUUGGAACAUCCUCUGCGUCAUGGUUAUCCAUCUAAUUGGUAUGACGCAAACUUCUGACGCAUUUAUGAAACCGAAUCAUCGGCAAUAUAUCCCUGUGAUGUUAAGAUUUACAAAUUGUGAUACUGUAGUAAAAAUGGUGCUCCUUUUUUCUCCUGCGUAAAUCCUUGAGUUGAGGGGCAUUUUAGUAUUUUCUGCAUUUAAAAACCAAACCUUUAACUUUAAAAACGUUUCGCUAGAAAUAGCUAGAAGACAAUAAUUGAGUUUAAGGUUUUAAAAAAAAAUUAAAAAAUUUUGAAAUUUAAUUUUAGA
Eurytemora carolleeae is the source of this 1754-nucleotide messenger RNA. RefSeq names its product arginine kinase. The transcript is spliced from 12 exons. Lineage: Eukaryota; Metazoa; Arthropoda; Copepoda; Calanoida; Temoridae. The record is from RefSeq and is a predicted model, not a curated record. Gene Ontology annotation, biological process: phosphocreatine biosynthetic process. Gene Ontology annotation, molecular function: creatine kinase activity. Bases 13 to 1083 code for a protein of 356 amino acids.